Phyllopteryx taeniolatus (common seadragon) is the source of this 11538-nucleotide messenger RNA. It is a transcript of the gene ash1l, whose product is annotated as ash1 (absent, small, or homeotic)-like (Drosophila). Bases 648 to 9398 code for a protein of 2916 amino acids. Gene Ontology annotation, molecular function: histone methyltransferase activity; DNA binding; chromatin binding. Lineage: Eukaryota; Metazoa; Chordata; Actinopteri; Syngnathiformes; Syngnathidae. Gene Ontology annotation, cellular component: nucleus. The transcript has 27 exons. The record is from RefSeq and is a predicted model, not a curated record.
CCCUCCCCGAGGCUGAGAAUGCCCGUGCUGGGCUGACACUGUAGCGACACGGGCUGAGCAGACAUGGAGGCCCGAGCGACGAGAGAGGCCCGUGCUGACACAUUCAGACCCAGCUAACAGAGCGACGGUGUGGAUUUUUUGGGAUAUCUCGGAAGAAAUACAGCCUAUCACUCGCUGUAAGGAAGAAGGAUUUUACCAGUAGAGAAGAAGGAAUUAAAGAGGGAGAUCCAUUUCGGGGAUCUAUGUUGAUUCAACGUAGCCGCCAUUUUGUUGACAGUGUUUUUUUUAAACAACCUACACGGUAGUGCAUUUGUUAUGUUAUACCACAGGAAUGUUACUCUACACACUUCCACGCGAUGCUUUAUGCACAUGGAGUGAUGUGUGGCCACCACGUUGUCACAAACGAGGAAGGACACGGAGCCAAAUAAUGUGAACACCAUUUCUGGACAACUAGAAGAGUUGAAGGACGGAGUAAGAGGGCCGGACUGACGGGGAAGGAUAGAAACCCUCUAAAAAAAGGAGAGCUUCUACCUCAUUGGUGUCCCCCUCCCCUUUUCCCUCCUCCUUCCCUAUCCCACUCCCUUUCCUAUAUUCCUCCUAGGAUACACAUUUCUUACCUUGUGAACUUGCACAGCCCUUAAGUUAAGAUGGAUCAGAAGAUUCACGGGAGAACUGCAACACCACCUCCUCUCGUCUCAGGUGUAACUUCCGGGGAGCGAGAGAAAGAGGGAGGUGUUGGAAAGAAAGAAGAUGAGGAGGAGAAGAAAAGGGACAAAGAAAAAGAGGCUUCCAUUAUAGCUGAUGGCACAGGGGCAGGUGGUCCUGGAGGUAGUGGUGACCAGUCACAGUUCUCCAUCAAGGAGAGCAGCCUAUCUGAAGGCAAUGUCAAACUGAAGAUUGGUCUUCAAGCAAAACGCAUGAAGAAACCUCCUAAGAUCUUGGAGAAUUAUGUAUGCAGACCAGCCUUUCGGGCUACAAUGAGGAAUACAGGGCGGGGAGGUGGUGGUGCUCGAGGAAAUCGUGCAGGGAAUACAAAUGAUGGGCCAGGUAGCCAGACCCAGAGUCCUUCUCAUGUCAGGGAAAAAGAGAGGGAGAAGAGUCCAAGUGUCAGCAGACCAGUCUCAUCAUCCUCGUCAAACCCAUCUUCUAAAGUCCCGACACCAUCUCCUCCUGGACCACCACCUACCAGCACAGCUGCCAUGGCACCUUCUCAAGUGAAUGGUAGUGCACCAGGAAAACGAGGUCCACCAAAGAUGGAUUGUCUGUCUGACACAAAGUCAGACACUAAAGCAACUACCACCACAUCUGAACGGCCCCUGAAUCUUCAUCGCCCUUUCCCAGACAGCAAACUUCACCUUUCUGGGAAGAAAACACCAACUCUUCAACACAACCCUCGGUCAUCUGCACCCUCUUCACCAAUACCUGCAUCUAAAGAACCUAGCUGUGAAGGUGUUAAACCACCGCAAUACACUUACAGCAAUGAAAGUCAAAGAGAUAAAGACAAGGGAUUUCAAAGCUGGGGAGCACCUACAGUCACUGAAAAAUUAGCUCAACUCAUAGCCACUUGUCCGCCGUCAAAGACCCCAAAGCCUGUCAAACCUGUUAAGACUGACCCUGCUACUUCCCAAUCAAGCUCAGGUUUUAUGACCCCCACAGCAAAGCAGCGAGACAGGGCUAUGGCCAAUAGGAACACCUAUUCAAGAAUGGUUCACCUUUCUCCCCCCCUACCAGUGUCACGACCUCCUGGUCGGCCCUACGGUUCUAGAAACAAAGAUGUUGCUAUGGAAAACUCACCUACCCUGACACCAACAAGGAAGGAGGACACAGAUGGAACUGGGAAACCUAGUAGCAGCAGUAUUAACAUGAGCAGUGGUAAGAGCAGUAGUCGCAGCAGCAGUCCAGCACUCAUAUACGGCAAUAACAGACUGCCUUCCUUGUCAAAGGACAGUAACAAUGACAACAUUAAUAGUAGCGUUCCCAAACUACAAUCUCGUCCUAUUCACUUCUCAUCCCACACCACAGCUUUGUCCUCGUGUCCUGUUUCAUCCUCCCCUACCACCACAGCUGAGCAAAAGACUUUGAGUCACAUAAGCUCCCCUGUUGACUCACAAGCAGACCAUGCACGAGAGACUUCUGUUGCUGCGGAGGAAGGCAUUGCAAGUCUGAGAGAACAGGGCAGCCCCAGAGAUUCGAACAAUUGCUGUCCUUCAACAGGAACAGCAAAGCCAGAAGGGAAAGACAAAGGUCAGUCAUUGCGAGUUGAGAGUGACAAGAGCUCAAGUCCAUGUAACCAUAGUCCCAAUCGGGAUAGUAGUCGUGUUGGUCGGACCAGCAACCCUGCAGAACCUGUAAUGCCAAGGGCAUCUUCUUCACCCGAGCCAGAAGGUGAAGACAGCCCGCAAACUCCUCUACGAGAUGAUUCUCCAGAUUCAUCCAUAGAUUCUGCAACAGAGCAGGACAGUAAACCCCUUAAAAAACGAAGAGGAAGGAAGCCACGCUGGGGCCGUGCAAUGAGCAAGGUACAUAGUCAAAGAUCAGGCCUCGACAGUCCCUUUGACCAGAGCAAAACCACCAUGCCUUUAUCUUCAAGCCUGGAAACGUCAACUCCAGUUAAGAGACCUGUGGGGAGACCACCUAACCCAAAUAAAAUGAAACCAAAUACUCUGCCACAAAGUUCAAUGUCACGUCUCUUCACAUCGUCACCCCAGUCCAAAAAAAGGGGAAGGCCAAAGUCAAAGAUGCCAAGGCUUGACGCCCCAGCCCGUGGGCGCCCUCAUAAUAAAUUGACCACAUCUAAAGUUUACUCAACUUUUUUGAAGUCCAAAGAAGAGCAAGACCCUCCUGUGCUUCAUCCAGAGGUUGACCUAAGACCCCCUAAACCUAUCCCUCGAAAACGUGGACGCCCCAAGCGCCUCCCACCUACCUUACCCGAAGAGAGUCAGCCUCCCACAUUGGCUCCAGAGGCAGGGGACGUUGGGGACAAACGGUAUCACAGCAAAGGAAAUGGUCAGCUUAUUAUGAAAACAAUCAUAGGCAAGAUCAACAAGAUGAAAAGUGUGAAACGUAAGCGUAUUCUCAGUCAAUUCCUGUUAGGACCAAGAAAAGAAGACCCACCUAAAGUAUCUCCAAGUGCUGUGGUUGGAUCUGCAGAAGCUGCAACUCAAUCUUUGUCCUCCUUGGCUGCUUCUCUUGGGGGAAAACUUGGACCACAAAUAAAUGUUAGCAAAAAAGGCACAAUAUAUAUGGGUAAGAGGCGAGGGCGUAAACCAAAAACAGUUAGUGCCACAGCUACAACAGGACCACCAGAACCCUUCUUGUCCCCCAGCACCACUUCUCUACAUCACCAUCAAUCUCAGCAACAGCAUCACCUUUCCUCUUCAGACAUAUUUCCUUCACCUUCUCUCUCACAGUCCAGUGGAGGCCAUAGUCCCAUCAGUGAUGCAAGCUUUGUUGAGCCAGGUUCAGUGCACUUUUCUGGUCACUCUCACUAUUCAAACCAUAGUCAUAGCACAUUUGCUUUCCCUCCCCCGACCUUUUCAGCUCCAAAUCUUCGCAGUCCAGUCCUUGGCUCCUCUUUAACUAUGGCCACAGCAACUUCUCAGAAAAAGUCCUCUUUCCGUGGAUACCACCAUCACCACUAUCGGCAGCACUACCACUAUCGAAAGCUUUCCCCUCCUCGGCCACUCCAUCCUACCUCUCCUGCCCCCCUUAGUGAGCUGAAAGAAGCCACUCCAUCCCCAGUAAGUGAGUCUCACAGUGAGGAGACAGUCCCCAGUGACAGUGGUAUAGGAACAGACAACAACAGCACCUCUGAUCGUGGGGAAAAAGCAGGAGCAGGGGCCUUGGGUGGAAUCGGCAUGCCAGCUGCGAUAGGUAGUGGAUUAUUAAUGCCUGGUGUUAUUGGUUCCGCUAUGGGUCCAGGAAUGGGACUUAACGCUAGAGGCAGGCGGCGCCACUCCACUGUACUUGUGGAACAUCCUUCACCUUCUCCCUCUCCACAUUUGGCAAGGUUAUCACCUGAUACACGGAGACCUCACCCAGUAGCUGCUUCUACCUCCAUAAUGGGUCAUAAGGAAAAACAUAAACAUAAGUGUAAACGCCGUAGCCAUGGAUGCCCAGGCUAUGAAAAGCUUAAGAGACAGAAAAGAAAACGCAAGAAGAAAUACCUACAACUCCGUUCUAGGCGGAUCGACCCCAACUUUCUUGCUGAACUGGAUGAGAUUGUCAUAAGGAUGAGUGAAAUCCGCAUCGCACAUCGUACCACAGGGCAUCGUCUUGGUGGUGGCGUAGGAAUAACAGCAGGAGCAAAUAGAAUGCCAGGAGUGGGCAACCGUGCCAGUGGCAUAGGUGGUACCAGUGGCCCUCCACCUCAUCAUUACAUUCACAGAGAUCUCUUGCCCACAAUCUUCAGGGUUAAUUUCGGCAGCUUCUAUUCGCAUCCUGCAUAUUCUUGUGAUCCAUUGCACUAUGUUCGUAAACCAGACAUGAAAAAGAAAAGGGGGCGGCCUCCGAAACUCAGAGAGUCUAUGUCGGAGGUUCCUUUUGUACCAGGGCUUGGAUUCCCACUGUCCAGCGGGGGCUUCUACCAUCCCUCCUACAGUGUUCCUUAUUCCUCUGGACCCCUCGGUUUGGGCUACUAUAGGGGCUAUCCUCCAGCUAGUGCUCUGUAUCCUCACCCACACCACCAGUCACCCCACACAGCCUCAUCUCACCACUCUCAUCAUUCAUCAACUUUCCCCCCUCCUCCCCCAACAUCUUACAUGCAUCAUCAUCACCCUUCGCAUCUCCUGUUGAACCCUUCGAAAUUCCACAAAAAAAAACACAAGCUGCUUAGGCAGGAUUACCUAGGAGGACGUUCCCCUGUCCUUUACCCACCCAUGUCCUCUGAGCUGUCUUUCAACUGGCACCACAGGCACAAACAUAGACACAAACACAGAGAGCGAUGUUCUGACGAGGGCAGAGAAGAAGAAGAAGAAACAAUUGGUGCAUCUUUAAAUCGCGGUGGGGCAGGGUUGUCUGACAGUGGAACAUCAGGGAAAGGAGAGAGAGUAGGUAGCUUGGGAAUGGCAGAAUCUUUGCAACGAUGCAGCUUUGGACGGAGCACUUCCAGCAACAAUCCUAGCAAGCAAGCAGGUGUCACUUUAGCCAAUUCACCUUCUUCUUCGUCAUCGUCUUCUGCAGAUAGGUACAAACGCAAAGAAAGCUCAAUAUCCUGUCUAGGACCCUCCAGACUAGCUCUGGGGAGCAGCUCCAAAAGCCAGCACCCAGCAGAGUCCUGGUUCAGAAUGGGCACCUCUGAGACAGACUACUCUAAGCUUUCACGUCGUCAUGUAUUGCCCAGUCAGGGGCCCUUCUCAGAUGGACGGCCGGAAGAACUACCUGGUUGCUCUGAAAGUGAGGACGAGGGUCCUCUCACACCCACAAACGAUGUUGAGCCAAGAGGCCAUGAUUCUCCAAAUCUUACAAAUCUCUUUGCCUCUGCUCUCACUCGCACUAACUUGCGGGGAUGCAGGAACAGAAAGAAGGAGACGGCGCCAGAAAACACCAGCUUCUCCCAUAUGGACCGAACAUUAAGGAAAGACCGCUCAGUAUCAUCAGAGAGAAGAGAAUUAGGGCCUGCAAGCAUCCAGACAAGAGGUGGUGUACUCUCGACCUCAGAAGGGCCUGAAGGAUCCCUGCACCACCGACAACAGCUCCAUCACCAGUCUACUGUGUUUUACUCCCACGGCUCAGCGUCCUCUUCCCACCUGUCCCCCUCCCAGGACUGUUGCCUCGAUGCCUCCCUGCCCCAUCAGUCUCAUCGGGUGCAGCAAUCCAAGCACAGCCUCCACCAUGUCAACAAAAUCUUGCGUGCUAAGAAGCUGCAGAGGCAAGCCCGUACAGGAAACAACAUGGUGAAAAAGAGGGGCCCUGGGCGUCCCAGGAAGCACCCAUUACCUUCACCACCACCGUCCCCACCUCCUGCUGUUGAAUUCAGUCAAAACCGGCACAGAGUGGGAGACCGGCCAGCGGGGGACAGGAUGUGGGAUGGGGAUACUGUAAAAGAUACCAUUGAGGCAGUUGUCAAAGACCAGCGUAGCAAAGGCCAAAAAAGGAAACACUGGGAGAGAGAUGAAGGCGAGGAUGAAGGGGAGGUAGAAGACACUGUGGAGCAAUUGGCAGACAGAGAAGAGAAUGUGGGCAACCUGGUGGCAAGGUCCAGACCGGGAUCUGGAAGGUGCUGGCUUGCCCAGGAUGAGAAAAGUCACUUUCAGGGCUCUCUGGAGAGUAAUCCAGAUGGACACCGUUCCCCACAAGCCCAAGACACUGUCUCCAGGGAACAAACAUCAACCAUCCCCUUAACCAGCCAACGGGAGAAGAGACCGGCCAGGCCUCCAAAGAAGAAGUUCCAGAAGGCUGGACUUUACUCUGAUGUGUUCAAGACUGAGGAUCCCCGGAGUCAGCUUCUGCAGCUAAAGAAAGAAAAACUGGAGUACAUACCUGGGGAACAUGAUUAUGGAUUGUUUCCAGCACCCAUACAUGUUGGGAAGUACCUAAGACAGAAGCGCAUUGAUUUCCAAUUGCCCUAUGACAUCCUGUGGCUGUGGAAACACGAUCAGUUAUACAAAAGGCCUGAUGUCCCUCUUUACAAAAAGAUCAGAUCAAAUGUGUAUGUUGACGUAAAGCCAUUCUCCGGUUAUGAAACAACUACAUGCAACUGUAAAACUCCUGAGAAUCGCUCUGAAAAAGGUUGUCUGGAUGACUGCCUCAACAGGAUGAGCUUUGCUGAGUGUUCUCCCAGCACUUGUCCAUCUCAUGAGCAUUGCGACAACCAGCAUAUCCAGAGGCACGAAUGGGUGCAGUGUCUGGAGAGAUUCCGUGCUGAGGGCAAGGGCUGGGGCAUCCGCACCAAGGAGAGUCUCCGCUCUGGGCAGUUCAUUAUUGAGUACCUGGGAGAAGUGGUCAGUGAACAUGAGUUCAGGAGUCGUAUGAUGCAGCAGUACUUUGCUCACAGUGGCCAUUACUGUUUGAACCUGGAUAGUGGCAUGGUGAUUGACAGCUACAGAAUGGGCAAUGAGGCACGCUUCAUAAACCACAGCUGUGAGCCCAACUGUGAAAUGCAGAAGUGGUCAGUCAAUGGGGUGUACAGAAUUGGUCUCUUUGCGCUCAAGGACAUCAGCAGUGGUACUGAGCUCACCUAUGAUUACAACUUUCAUUCCUUCAACACAGAGGAGCAGCAAGUGUGUAAGUGUGGCUCAGAGAGUUGCCGAGGUAUCAUUGGAGGGAAAAGCCAGCGUGUCAACGGAUUACCUGGCAAGACGACUGGAACUCGGCGACUGGGUCGACUCAAGGAGAAACGGAAAUCCAAACACCAACUAAAAAAAAGAGAAGAAGAAUCAAGUGAUAGCAACAAGUUUUACCCUCACCUUAUGAAACCAAUGUCAAACAGAGAAAGGAACUUUGUGCUCAAGCAUCGAGUGUUCCUCCUGAGAAACUGGGAAAAAAUGAGGGAGAAACAGGAGUUACUCAAGCGAGAGGGUGAAAGAGAGAGAGACUCCAGCAGCCUGUCAAUAUAUACCCGCUGGGGAGGAGUCAUCCGUGAUGAUGGCAACAUAAAGUCAGAUGUUUUCCUCACACAGUUUUCAGCCCUGCAGACGUCACGGUCAGUGCGUACGCGGAGGCUCGCUGCUGCUGAAGAAAACACAGAAGUCACGCGCACUGCUCGCCUUGCACAUAUCUUCAAGGAGAUUUGUGACAUGAUUACCAGCUACAAGGAUUCAACCAGCCAGACCCUUGCUGCUCCGCUAUUGAACCUCCCGUCACGGAAAAGGAACAGCCAUUACUAUGAGAAGGUGUCAGACCCUCUGGAUUUGAGCACCAUUGAGAAGCAAAUCCUCACGGGCCAUUACAAGACCGUUGAAGCAUUUGACACUGACAUGCUCAAAGUAUUCCGCAAUGCUGAGAAAUAUUAUGGUAGGAAGUCAUCCAUAGGCAGGGAUGUCUGCCGGCUGCGGAAAGCCUACUACAGUGCACGUAACGAGGCUGCCGUGCAGAUUGAUGAGAUUAUGGGCGAGACUGCCAGUGAGGCUGACAGUUCCGACUCACUUGAGCGUGACCGGGGCCACCACAAUGGAGCGGCCCAUGACAAGGAUGACGACAUUAUCCGUUGCAUCUGUGGGAUGUACAAGGAUGAAGGCUUGAUGAUCCAGUGUGAAAAGUGCAUGGUGUGGCAACACUUUGACUGCAUGCGGUUGGAGGCAGAGGUCGAGCACUACCUGUGUGAGCAGUGUGAUCCCAGGCCAGUAGACACGGAAGUUCCCAUGAUACCUCAACCCAGCUAUGCCCAGUCUGGCUCUGUCUACUACAUCUGUCUCCUAAGAGAUGAGCUGCUUCUACACCAAGGGGACUGCGUUUACCUGAUGAGAGACAGCAGACGCACACCUGAGGGCCAGCCCAUCCGACAGUCUUACCGCCUACUGUCUCACAUCAACCGAGACAAACUCGAUAUCUUCCGUAUCGAGAAACUCUGGAAGAAUGAAAAGGGUGAGCGAUUUGCUUUUGGCCACCACUACUUCCGUCCUCAUGAGACACACCAUUCGCCAUCACGGCGGUUCUACCAGAAUGAGUUAUUUCGCAUGCCACUCUACGAGAUCAUCCCUCUUGAAGCAGUGGUGGCAACCUGCUGCGUUCUCGAUCUCUACACGUACUGCAAAGGACGACCAAAGGGGGUAAAAGAGCCAGAUGUGUACAUCUGUGACUACCGCUUGGAUAAGUCAGCUCACCUUUUCUACAAGAUCCAUCGUAACCGCUACCCAGUGUGUACCAAGCCAUACGCCUUCAACCAUUUCCCCAAGCGACUGACACCCAAGAGAGACUUCUCGCCUCACUACGUACCUGACAACUACAAGAGGAAUGGCGGCCGCUCAGCAUGGAAAAGUGAUCGUUCCAAAGGAUCUGAAGGCUGCGAGGAUGACGGCUCUUCGUGCGAGCGGGUUGACGACUUCCCACCAGAGGCUGAAGACAGGAGAUCUGAGGAACACAUGGACGUGGCUACGGUUGGCCCUGAACUUUUAUCGGGCAAGACUCGACGAGAAGAAGGGGACAAUGAUGAAGAUGAAGAGGGGGGGGAAGGGGAAGCACCUGAGGCUGAGGAGCAAAAGGAACAGGAGGAGGCUUCCACAGAGAGGUUAGGGGAAACACUUGGGCAGCCGUCCUCCUCAGCUUGCUCUCCGCUCCACCACCCUGCCCUGGGCAGGAGGGAGGCCCAGAGGGAGCGGCUAAACAAGAUUCUCUUGGAUCUGCUGCACAGAACCCCCAGCAAGAAUGCCGUAGAUGUCUCUUAUCUCCUGGAAGAGGGUGCAGGGCGGCGCCUACGGCGACGGACACUUGGAUUUGGUGAUUUUGUUGGCAGAAAGUAACAUUUCAACAUGCCGGGCGAGCCGACUGCCUUUCACCUUCUAUUGCACGAGAGAUGAUAAGAAAGGAAAUGAGUCUAGUUGGCUAUUAAAACCUUCCAGACCAUAAUUGCAUCAUUUGGACCUUCUAGGUUACCUCUUCCAGGACUUUAUCAUCUCAAUAAUGAGAUGGUGGAGGGGGUUUGGAAACUCCGACUUUAUGUCAAUCUGUUUUCAAGGAGUGUUUUUAAGAUGAACACAGGACAAAAUGCCCACACAUGAACUGAAAUGACACGUGGUACUGAGUAGCACACUGGCUGAAAGAUGGCUAUCGCUCAGUCAGUGCAGAUGAGAAUGCUGGAUAACUGCUCCCCCUUGUGGGAUUAUGCUGCAAUGUCAGUGCAUCAAAUGAGGGAGGGUUUGUGCUGGAACAUUUGGAGUGGAAGCAAACAAAUAGUGAUGCAAGAUGCUGCUCGUGAGAAAAAAGGGUGGGUAGACUGCACUUUUGGUACCAUGGAUAUAGUGAAGCUCUGUUUAAUGUAUCUGUAAUGAAAACACUAAAACAGUACUUGAUGCUGUAGUGUGGCAAAAUGCAAGUCUAUUAUCUUUCACCCGCUAUACUGUAGUCAGCCUACUCAUGUAGACACAGACAAGAUCUGCUUGUUUUUAAAGGAAGGGAGGGGAGAGCGCGUGUGCGCUUUUGGUCAAAGUGUAUUGUUGAGCUUUUGGUUUUGCGUUUUCUUUCCUCCUCCCCGUGAGACGCUCAAGCUUUUCAAUUGAUGGAUUCACCAGCUUAACUAAAUGAGGUGGGAGGGACACUGGCUUGAACUGUAACGCCUUACUCAGCUGUGCUCUCUGACUGCCUGUUUUGGAGGGUGUGCUUGCACACACUUACUGUGUAUCUAUAGUCUACACAAUUUCCUGAAUAUUUCCUGUUUUUAAAGAAAAAAAAAAGAAGAAAAAAAGGGCUUAAUGGCAAUGAACAGUUUUAAGAAAACUAUGGAAAACAAUGCUUAACAUGAAAUGUAUCGUGAUGGUCAUAUUUUCUUAUAUUCUGUGAGACAAGUGUAUACUGUAUAAUGGGAGGGGAUUCGACUUUUGUCUUUUUGUUCCUUGUUGCCAUGGAGAAUGUGUUAAAAGAAUUAGUGAUAUCUGAUGAGAUUUCCCCUGUCAAAUGCCUCUGCAUAAAAGGGACAAGCGGCAGUGUCCCAAUGUUGUGAACUGACAAAGAAUCCAUUAGAAUGACACUGAGGAUGGAGAGUGGCAACGGUUUAGCUGUACAGUGCCAAGUUAUGUAUAUAGACAAACGCUUUACAUUGAGGGGUUUCUCCUGAAGCAAUAUCUUGAAAAAUAAUUUUGUUUAUUAUUGUACUGUACAGGACUCAGCCCUAAAUGUAUUGCAAUUAUUAUGAUAAUGCUAAUAUUUUAAUUGAUUUGUAUUGCUAUUAUGAAGACACUUAAACUUGGAGGAAAAAAAACAUGUUUUUUUUUUUUUUAAAUUUUUAAGUCUUUAAUCUCACCAUAACAUCCCUGACAACAUAAGAAGCCUACGUUAAGUUUUGUUGCCUAUAAAUGAAAUUCAUGUAAAUGUUGUGCAUGAAUGAGAAGAAUGUCAAAACGUACACAAGAAGGCAUCGGGGCACGGCAGUGACACAGUAACACCCUUGCCACUGAAUAUUGUUAAUAAUAUUGCUUUUAUAAAGGAGUGUACUCCUUGUUUUUUGCUGCAAAGUGUUGAACACUAAAAAAGCUAGCCAACUUAAAAAUGUUAUAAUAUUUUUAAGCAGUGAUAGAAACAAAAACCAACCUGUCAGACCAUUAUCAUGUUCCUGUUGUUAUUUUGUUCCCUUUUAAAUAGGACAUGCUUCCGUUUUUUAAUAGCGGUCAUUGUAUGAUGCUUGUACUUGUAUUUGUGUGUUUUCCGUGAUUUCUUUAGUUAUUUUUAGACAAUCACAAAAUAAGAUGCAAGCAUUGUAAAUGGCAGACUGGCUGACAUUUUGUGACGUGUACAGUUUGUCAAAAACCUCCCCCACUCGUUAAAAGUUUGUAAUUAUGAUUCUUAAGUCAUGAAAAUAUGCUGUUGGUUUUUACUUUUUGUUUUAUAUUUGUUUAUGAUUUGUUUUUUUUUGUUUUUUUUUAAUAAAAAGCACUACAUUAUUGUGAA